GCAAUGUCGUGGGAUGCGCGCGGCUGACGUCAUAUCGCCGGCUAUGCGGAUGUGUACAUCGCGUUGCACCUGCACUGUACGCUACUGUACUCGUAGCAGCUGUGUUGGGUGAUCGGAGGGGAGAUAAUUUUCUUAAAAGUUCAGCAGCACGAAUAGAUACACACACGCACGCACGCACGCGCACACAUCGUUAGUCAAUAUAAACAGGCGGUGAUUAAACUGCGACGAGCGACAGAGAGAAGAGUGGCCUGGUAUGGAAGCCGCCGAACAAGAUGUGAGUCUCGGCUCGCCAAAUAAAUUCGUUUCUCCGGAAGGAAAGGAGGGUGAGAGGGGGCCGCAGGUCUGUGAUGAGGGCAGAGGCGAUGCUCUCUCUGGUGGUGAGGUGGCGACUACCAUGACGCUCACCGAAGAGGAGCGAGAGCAGCUCACGCUGGAGCUGGCCAAGGUGGAAGAGGAGGUGGCUACUCUGCGCCAAGUGCUAUUGGCAAAGGAGCAGCGUGUGUGGAGCAUCAAACGAUCGUUGGGCAUGACACCGCUGUCCUGGCAGACAGUGUCGGGCCUCAUGCAGGACGUACAAGCCUCCACCGCGUAUAAGCGCACAACGGAGACGCUCAGCACAGCCGGACAGAAAACCACGUCGGCCAUUUCCACUGUGGGCUCGGCACUCACGCGCAGGCUCGGUGAUGUCAACAUCUUUCGGGCCAUGCCCUUCAGCUACACAAUCCGGCCGUCCAUAAGCAUGCCAGCUAUCAGGAACUCGCCAACAUUCAAGUCACUGGAGGAGAAGGUGGAGAGUACGGUGUCAACAAUCAAGGCUCGGGUGAGCCGCAGUUCAAGCCGCAGUGGCAGCAUCUCAGAGGGCCUUGGGGCCACUGAUAUCAUUCAAGAGGCGGAGGAAGCGGAGGAGGAGGGUCUGAAGCUCCCCGUGGUGCCAGUAGGAACUGGGGGACCUGGUGCCACUGAUAGAACAGUGGAAAAUGUGCCACUGUAACUGGGCCAUCUGGGCUAGCUUUGCUCACUGCUGUGUAGAACACACAACCACCGCCAGCACAGUGUAGGCUUUCGCAUGCCAAUGUUAACCAGUGCCAUCCAUAAAACCACUAUCCCGUGAACUUCACUCUUUGAUUCCUCCUGCCAUGUUGAAAACUCCACACAGGGUUCAACCACCGCACUGUAGAUCACAACACCACACCCACUCACAAACCUAACCACCCACUGAUUCACCCUCUCACUCAUCCAGUGUCUCACUCACCCAUCCACUCUGUUACCCACCCAAUCCACCUGCCCAAACCAACCCACCCACCCAUCAAAAAUUACCCACUCAAAAAACCGACCCAUAAAAGCCCAUCAGCAUAUAAUAACACACCCACCAACCCAACUACUGAACCAAACCAACUAACUAACCAACCACGCAAACCAACCCACCCACACCAACCCACUCACCCAAACCAACCCACCCACCCAAACCAACCAACCCAAACCAACCCACCCACCCAAACCUUUCCCCGCACCUCCAAUGAGCACGGUUGGCUAUGAACGGUGCAAAAGAAGUUCAAGAUACAUACAACUCACCCAAACUAAGCAAGCAACCAACCCACCCACUCAUCCACCCACCCAAACCAACCCAUCCACACCAACCCACCCACACCAACCCACCCACUCAAACCAACCCACCCACCCACCGACCCAAACCAACCCACCCAAACCAGCCCACCCAUCAACCACACUUCUCUUUCUGCUUCAUCCCUAGUGAGGUUUGACAUUGGAAUUUCUUCCCAUUUUAUUUUUCCAAGCUUUAAUAAUCACCAUGCUCAAUUCAAGAAAGUCUUAACUGGUAUCUAUUACAACUCUUGAUCGUGCUCUUUAUCUCUUUCCGCAUGAUGUUUUGGGCAUUUGGGUCUGUGCUCAGUAACUUUGUUCACCCAUCAUUCCAGUGCCUUGUACCUCACCUGCAUAUCUCUGUCCUUUCCACAUGUGCCCGCAUCAUUCAAGCUCUGCAAUUGCCAUAAUAUUCAAAUAUCAAGCUUAUUUUCUUCAACCAGGUGAGACCAUAAAGAGAAAAGUCUCAUUUGCAAGAGCGACUUACCUGGGUCGCCAAAUUGACAAAAGCAAAAACAUAAAAGAAAGUACACCAAUGAAACUAAUAGACAUCAGAGCAAAACAAUCAUUUAUUUUACCAGGUAUGGCCCACUGAGCUAUGUAGCUCUUUUUCAGCAGCAACCUGGCCACAUGAUAGUUCAACCACGUGGCUUGUCACGUGAAAAUCUAUAGUAGCCUAAUACUCUAAAC
Molecule: messenger RNA, 2289 nt
Organism: Petromyzon marinus (sea lamprey)
Lineage: Eukaryota; Metazoa; Chordata; Hyperoartia; Petromyzontiformes; Petromyzontidae
Product: tumor protein D53 homolog
Cellular component (GO): cytoplasm
Source: RefSeq, a predicted model, not a curated record